UAAAACUACAAUUUAACUUAAUUCCCUACACACAAGGCUCCAAACCACAAAAAUCCACUCAUCCUAUUAGGCAUAUCAGCUCACACAGCUCUAGGCAGAUAAAAACUAAAAAUGAAAAAGAAAAGCUAAAUGCUCCCAUAGAAAGAACAAAGGUAUUCAAAUUUCAAUUCCUUUCUUCUUCUCUUAGAACCAUUCCAUGGAAAAUUUUAGACCCAAAUCAUGUAGGGAAGGAAAGGCUCAACAAAUGGAGAGCAAGAAUGGCAUAAAUAGCAUGCAAGAUCUAAGGUGUUACAGUGCUUCCAAUGGUGGUUCAACGAUGAACAAUGGACAAACCCAGAUCCCGAAUAACGUCGAUAAGUUCAAGAAAAGCAAAUCCAGCAAUGGGUCUUGCUCGAAAAGCUGGAAUCUCAAUGACCCAGAGUUGAGGAGGAAAAAAAGGGUAGCUAGUUAUAGGGUUUAUAGUGUUGAAGGGAAAGUGAAAGGAUCAUUGAAGAAGAGUUUUAGAUGGCUUAAAGAGAGGUAUGUUAGGGUUGUUUAUGGAUGGUGGUAAUAUUAAUAAUAAUUUAUUAGUAAAUUUGGAUUUGUUUUUACCUUGUUUUGUUUUUUUUAUGCUUCACUGAGAUGGACCCUCUCGUUUUUCUUUUGGGGUUUGUACAAUUUGGUUGGUGGAUUUAAGUUGAGGAAUGUUGAUUAAUUGAAGAAUAGUAUUCGAAA
Messenger RNA from Gossypium arboreum, 714 nucleotides. RefSeq lists its product as uncharacterized. The transcript has a single exon. Bases 197 to 550 code for a protein of 117 amino acids. The record is from RefSeq and is a predicted model, not a curated record. Lineage: Eukaryota; Viridiplantae; Streptophyta; Magnoliopsida; Malvales; Malvaceae.